This is a messenger RNA of Glycine soja, 904 nucleotides long. Its product is annotated as ATP synthase subunit d, mitochondrial-like. The transcript has 5 exons. The coding region runs from base 98 to 604 and encodes 168 amino acids. Lineage: Eukaryota; Viridiplantae; Streptophyta; Magnoliopsida; Fabales; Fabaceae. Gene Ontology annotation, biological process: proton motive force-driven ATP synthesis. The record is from RefSeq and is a predicted model, not a curated record. Gene Ontology annotation, molecular function: proton transmembrane transporter activity.
UGAAUGAUAGGAGGGUGUGAAAGGGAGCGCAGUAGCAAGCAGCGAGGAGAGGAAUCAGAAUCGCGUUAGGGAGAAGAAGAGAAAAUCGCAGGUGAAAAUGAGCGGAACGGUGAAGAAAGUAACCGAUGUAGCAUUCAAGGUGGGAAGGAACAUCGAUUGGGAUGGAAUGGCGAAGCUUCUCGUCUCCGAUGAGGCUCGCAGGGAGUUCUCCAAUCUCCGUCGCGCUUUCGACGAGGUUAACUCCCAACUCGAAACCAAGUUCAGCCAGGAACCUGAACCCAUAGACUGGGAUUACUAUAGAAAAGGAAUUGGCACUCGCUUGGUGGAUAUGUACAAGGAGCAUUAUGAGAGCAUUGAGGUCCCCAAGUUUGUUGACACAGUAACUCCUCAAUACAAGACUAAAUUUGAUGCCCUAUUGAUUGAGCUUAAAGAAGCAGAGGAGAAAUCUCUGAAGGAGUCUGAGCGUUUGGAAAAGGAAAUUGUUGAAGUACAAGAGUUGAAGAAAAAGCUCAGUACCAUGACGGCAGAUGAGUACUUUGAAAAACAUCCUGAGCUGAGGAAGAAGUUUGAUGAUGAGAUCAGAAAUGAUAACUGGGGCUAUUGAUUUUUCAAUUAGCAAACCAUCAGAGGUUGAUGUUGUUCUUGCUGGUUUAAUAAUAACAACUACAUUGAAUUCUUUGUAACUCGGUUCUCUUUUUCAGUUCAAAGGUUCUUAUAUUACAGUGUUGAAAUUUUGUGGUACUGUAGUUAAUCACUUGAGACUUAUCCACAAAGUGCGGUUGUGGUCGUCGGCGAAACUGCUGAUAAGGUUUCCGUCCGGAGACAAUUUGAAGAAAAUGUUGUUUUGCGUUAGUCUUAAUAAAUUAUAUGUCUGCCCCCUAAUGGAAAAUAUCGAUUUCUGUUU